Messenger RNA from Corapipo altera (White-ruffed manakin), 1742 nucleotides. RefSeq names its product killer cell lectin-like receptor subfamily B member 1B allele B. The record is from RefSeq and is a predicted model, not a curated record. The transcript has 6 exons. The coding region runs from base 255 to 1226 and encodes 323 amino acids. Lineage: Eukaryota; Metazoa; Chordata; Aves; Passeriformes; Pipridae.
AAGACUUUUGAGUUUGUUUGCUCUUGGGUUUGCUUGCUUCUCCAUUCCUGUGUUGAGGUUUCCAAGAUUGCGGAGAACAUUGGAUGGGCUAAAUGUCUUCUAAGGUGGGAUUCUGGCUUGAAAAGAGGAGGAAAAAGAGUAAGAAGGGGAUGGAAGAGGCUGACAAACAUCUGGAAGUAGAACAGUUUUGCUUCUGAGACUCUACUUUAUAGGUAAAUGGGUCCAAGAAGCCCAACAUGAGCCAACACACCUGAAUGGGAAGGAAAUCUACUGAGAUCUUGUCUGGAAUCCUGGUGGAGAUGAGAGCUGGGGAGACCUAUGUCUCACUGACUCCCAGCUCUGCUGGGACCUCUAAAAUUAAUCCCAUUUCAGAAGGUUUCAGGUCCCCCGAGAUCCAUCAGUGGGUGCCCAAAGCUGCUCCUGAGGCUCCUGCAGCCCCUCCACCACCUGAGAAACCACCUGUGGGUGAUGCCCUCACACUAGACCUCAUCACUGGUGAUUUACUUUUUAGAGGAAGCAAAGAAGCUGUAAACUUCUACUCCAAGUCACCAGCUCCUGACUCCUGUCCAUGGUGGCACAGGCUCCUCCUCAAAGCUGGGGGGCUGGGGCAAUUCAUCCUGCUGGUCCUGGUGGUGGUACUGAGUGUGCAGGUUUUUCAGGGCUCUCCGCAGCCAGUGGUGAUGAGAGUUCCCCAGCCAGAUGAUGAGAUCCAGGGAAGGAACCAGAAGGAGCAAUACAUGUUUUCAUCCCUGGUGCGGUAUUUCUGCAAGCCCCAAGUGGAGAGCCCCACAGCCUAUGCUGGCUGCAAGCUGUGUCCCCAGGACUGGCAGCUACAUGGGGAAAGAUGCUACUGGCUUUCUGAGGAAUUGGGAAACUGGACUCAAGGCACAAAAAGCUGCAAAAAUCAAGACUCUCAGCUGGUGGUACUCCAGGAAAAGAAAGAAAGGGAGCACAUCAAGGUUAUUACAGGCAAAAGCCCACCACCAGUGUGGAUUGGAGUAAGGUCACAUCAAAAGGAGUGGAGAUGGGUGGAUGACACACCCUUCAAUGCCAAAAUGUUUGGCACCUCCCUGCAGGAGAUGGGUGAAGGGUGCGGGACACUAAAAGCCAAGGGCUUUGAGGUUCAUAGAUGCGAUGCCAAACACAAGUGGGUUUGCAAAAAAAACCCCUUCCAGCUCUACCCAAUAACAGCAGGAGGCGAGGAGAAACACAAUGCCUCCAUCUGACACAUGCCUACCCCAAAAUGCCCAUCCCAUGAGACGCUGGGGUGGAAUCAGCCCCAUUCUCAUCAUUAUGUCUUUGCAGGAGAUUUCAGGCUUUGCAAAUCCACUUCCCACAAGGAUCAAGAUCAGCUUGGGAGGCACAAAUGAGCCCCUGAAUGGGAAAUCAGAAAAGCCUGUGCCUCAUGCACAGUGAUGAUAGAGGAUAGAGCUACAACAUCAAUAAAAGUUUAUCAAAGUGGUUUGCCUCAAUUUACUGAGAUAACUCAGGUGAGAGCACAGGUGGCACAUCAUGGUUCAUAUAUAAACAUGGGAAAUUUCAACUCAAAAAAGCUUUCCUGAGUGACAAAACUUAUAUGUGUGCGUCUCUUCAGGCACCGCUGAGAGUGUCAGCACAAAGACUGAUGCAGGCAGCCGAGUUUUGCUCGAGUUUUGGGGAUUUGGAGGGUUGGGUUUGUCUUUUGCUUUUUUUUUGUUGUUUUUUUGUUUGGGAUUAUUUGUUGCUAUUGUUUUGGAGUAGUU